AUGCUUCCAGUAAAUAUCAUCUUGUUUCUUUUCCUCCCACUUGUAACGGCGAAUGUGGAUAAAGAUCCGAAUCUGUGCUUGGAAAGUAAAAUUGUUUACUACACCGAAAUGGAUAUGUCCGGGAAGAGAUUUGGUAAUCUUUUUGGUUUACCUUUUUCCCCGGGAAAGAUAGUGAAUAAAACUAGAUUAGAGCCAUAUCACACCUGUUGCGCGGGAUACUCUCGUGACUCCCAAGAACACAAAUGUCAGCCUAUAUGCAGCAAGGGCUGUCCAGCUCAUUCUACAUGUGCAGAGCCGGAUGAGUGCGUAUGUGGAUCGGGUUAUGCCGAUGGCCAUGACGGAACCUGUCAACCCGUCUGUUCGCCCGCCUGCGGGAACAAUAGUUACUGCAAGGAACCGGAUGUAUGUCCCUGCAAUCCUGGAUAUGCGCGAAGUACAAAAGCAGUUCGAGGCGACUGCAAACCGAUUUGCGAUUAUCCCACAUGUGGACUAAAUAGCGCGUGUGUUAGUCCAAAUCAAUGUAAAUGUGCAGAGGGCUACGAAGAAGUCGAUGCGAAUAAGACGAUUUACAAUUGCAAGCCCAGAUGCCACGAAACUUGCAUCAAUGCCACCUGCAGUUCACCGAAUUAUUGCACAUGCAACGAGGGCUACCAAUAUGUAAGCGAUCGUAACGGGACUGCGUGCAAGCCAAUUUGCGAGGGCUGCCAAUUUGGAGAUUGCAUAUCGCCUGGCAACUGCCACUGCUGGGAGGGCCCAGACUGUCCGACUGGUCUGUGCAGCGUGCCAGGCACCUGCAACUGUGAGCAAGGACAUCGUUGGAAUGGAACUGUUUGUGAGCCGCAGUGCGAGCAAUGUGAGAGCAACAGCUAUUGCCAGAAGCCAGGUGUGUGUGCCUGCAACGAGGGCUACCAUAUGGUAAAGGAUAAUAAUCAGUGUGUGCCGAAGUGCAGCGAAGAGUGUGGAGCUCAUUCGUUUUGCGCCCAGCCCGAGGAGUGUAGAUGCCAGCCAGGCUAUGCAAAGGUAGCCAACGCGUCCUGUCAGCCCACAUGUGAGUCAAGAUGUCCCCCAAACACGCAUUGUGGCGCACCCAAUACCUGCCUCUGCCAGGAAGGCUACUACUUGGACGAUCACGAGUUAUGCCAGCCCAGAUGUACGAACUGCGGGAAGCACAGUCAUUGCACGGCCCCCGGAGUCUGUGUCUGCGAUGAGGGUUAUCUGAAGGCCCAUUGGAGCACUGACUGUUUGCCCAAAUGCAUUAUGUAUUGCGGCGAUCACGGCCACUGCUCCAGUCCCGGGCAUUGUGAAUGCGAUGCCGGCUAUGAAAAAAAUCAGUUUGGAGCCUGCCAGCGCAUUUGUUUGUCCGCUUGCGGGGCAAAUAGCCAUUGUACAGGCAAUGGAGUUUGUGAGUGCAUUGCAGGGUAUGCCACAAAGGAUGUGGCAUCUGCGGAAGGCUGCCAACUUAUCAGCAACAACUCAGACUCACUUCUAGCAGCGGUCCCUUUAACAACAACAGCAACAGCAACAAUCGGGACAACGUCAACAACAGUCCGUUUCGUGCCGUGGAGAACAGAGUCCCCUUCGGCAACUACAACAGAAAAAGUGAAACCGACCACAAGAGCUGGAGCUGUGCCCCGAAAAAUACUCGAGUUGGACUUUGCCAUCAGCCAAGCAGUUUCUUUGUGCGCCAACAAGUGUGAAUGCUGGAAGGAAUACGAUGAAUUGGGUCCUUUGAGCUCGUCUAGCUGCACAAAGCUUUGCAUAAAUGGCUUGAAGACAUCCUGCUUAGAUUUAUCCUACUGUCGCUGCAAUCCGUCGAGUGAUUUGAUUUGCAAUGGCACCAGUCCCGUCUCUGGCGAAAUCAAUUCCGAUUCUGCCGAGUCCGAUGAGAUCCGCUUUGUUUGCACAAAGGCUCCUUCAAAACCCAGCCCAGCCACAGAUCCAUCCCAGGGAAAGGCUGAACUACAUGCCGACAAAGUUGGCACCAAGUGGCCAACAAUUUUGGGCUGGUGUUUGGUGGCUUCUCUGCUGGUGAUGGCCGUCGUGGGCAGCACUCUCCUCUACCUCAGACACAAGCGCCAGAAUGCGGCACGUGGCAGUUACUCCUCCCCAGGGCUCUUAAGUGAAAGUUUCGAGGAGGACCUUUAA
This is a messenger RNA of Scaptodrosophila lebanonensis, 2145 nucleotides long. RefSeq names its product tenascin-X-like. Gene Ontology annotation, cellular component: extracellular region. The record is from RefSeq and is a predicted model, not a curated record. Lineage: Eukaryota; Metazoa; Arthropoda; Insecta; Diptera; Drosophilidae. The transcript has 3 exons. The coding region runs from base 1 to 2145 and encodes 714 amino acids.